Messenger RNA from Didymodactylos carnosus, 1996 nucleotides. The record is from the annotation of a GenBank genome assembly. Lineage: Eukaryota; Metazoa; Rotifera; Eurotatoria; Philodinida; Philodinidae.
AUGGCACACCGGCUCCAUUUAGUCGUUACAAAUGGUCUUUGUCUAUGGUUGAAAAAUCGCAGUGGUGGUAAUGAUGAAGAUUUUUAUGAUGAUAGUAUGACAUUAAUUUCAACGGAAGAUGAUAAUGAUAUGCAAAAAAAUAGUUCAGCAACAACAAUGAACAGUUCAAGUCAGCAACAAGAUGAUAACGAUGGUGAGAUUAUAAUGGAUAUAGGUGAGGGAGACAGUUCGUUAGAGGAGGAGGAUGACAAUGAUGAUGAAAUAGAAGAUGCCGAUGAUGGAAUGAACGAUCAUUGGGAUGAAGGUGUGAUAUGUGAAGAAAAUGGUGAUAUAGCAACUUCUCUAAGAUUGACGACUGGAACAACAGCAACGGAAAUAACAGUAGAAGAACAAGAAUACAUUGGUGCCACGGUUGAAAAAAUGAGAACAAUUACUAAAAUGAUUACUAAAUCUUCAAUUAUAUCCGAAUAUGUUAACAAAGUUAAAUUACGUUACAAUAUCAAAAGAACAGUCAAUCUUGACACAAAAACCAGAUGGAAUUCUACACAACGAUCAAUUGAAACAUUUUUAAUGAAUAAAGAAGCCAUUGUAGCUCUGCAUCAUGAAAAAUCAAAUUUAAAACUUUCAAAAUCUCAACGGAACAAAUUAAUUGGUAAUGAAUUAGAUAGUGAAGGCUGGCUAAUGUUAGAUACCAUCGAAACAGUUUUACGUCCAUUUAAAUUCGCUACAGAAUUUAUUUCUGGUCAACAUUAUUCUACGAUCGGUACAGCUUAUAAUGCAAUCAUUCAGAUUAAAGAAUAUCUUGAAGAUACAAGUGGUUCAUCGACAAACUUGGAUAAAUUAAAAGCACUAUUGCUUCAAAGAUUAAAACAAUAUUUUUUUGAAGAUGAACUCCAAUUACAGCUUCUUCAAGUAAGGCUUGUCCGAUUUUUUUGGAACGUGCACGAAUUUUUGGACAGAAAAUCGAAGAGUGGUAACGGUAAAAAGCUAAGUAUCGUACAAUGAAGAAUAUUAUUGGUGUCGAGCACUUCGAAUUUGAGAGUAAAGGGGAAAAGUUGAAGCCAUUCAUAUGCGUCUAACGCAUUCAAUGUGCUUCUAUCAAACAAGUAUUUAUCUUAAACAGUUUUUAUAUAAAACAUUUUUUAUUUGCGGAAAAGAAGGAGUAGCUCAACGGUAGAGUGCCACCUUUACGGGUGAAAGACGCAGGUUCAACUCCUGCCACCUUCCUCCGCUGGUGAAAAAAUGUUUUUUGAAGGGAAAUUUAUCCACAAUAACUUUAUACAUGUUUGAAACAAAAUAGCUUUCUGAAAGUGUUAGACUUUCAAUGAGAUUCACUUCUAUUUGCGAAUGAUUGAUUAUACUAUGGUCUUUCUUAGCAGGCACCGCCCUCCUCUCUCUCUUUUUCUUCCGAGUUCGGUAACACUUAGUGCGGCCUUAAAAAUUAUCUGUUCAAAUUCUAGACCUCAGAAAAACUUAACAUCGAAUUAAAUUCAAAAAUUUUCACCAAGAGUAAAAUAAGUUAUAUGUCAUUCGACGCAGUUUUUUGUGCUAAUUUCAGCUAUAUCGUUACAUUUGAGGAAACGUGUUUCAGAACAGAAAACAACGGCAAAAUCUCUGAAAACUCAGGGUUUUGGGAAAAUCUGUAUUUCAGCUCAAGAGCAUUUAGGCACUUUAUGCCAACUCUCUGGGUGUUCCGCACGUAGAAAAGAUUUUGUAAAAGUUUCAGUGGAUUUGGAGCGGUGUUGAAGGGUGGACACUCACUUUAUUGAACAGGCCAUUUCAGCAAAUACUUAGCAUAGAAAGAAAAACUUAUUUUCUCGGCUUCAGAGCGUAAUCAGCGCCAAAAACUGCAUCUAGUGAUAUGCUCCUUUCAGUUCUACUCUAAAAUAAUUUUUUCAAAAACUUGAUCGGCGAAGUUUCGAGUAGCUCGAAUUUCGGGUAGCUCGAAUUUCGAGUAGCUCGAAUUUCGGGUAGCUCGAAUUUCGAGUAGCUCGAA